Messenger RNA from Anopheles funestus (African malaria mosquito), 1524 nucleotides. Its product is annotated as NAD(P)H-hydrate epimerase. Gene Ontology annotation, cellular component: plasma membrane; mitochondrion; lipid droplet. NCBI's taxonomy places the organism in Eukaryota, Metazoa, Arthropoda, Insecta, Diptera, Culicidae. Gene Ontology annotation, biological process: glycolipid biosynthetic process. Gene Ontology annotation, molecular function: NAD(P)HX epimerase activity. The record is from RefSeq and is a predicted model, not a curated record. The coding region runs from base 114 to 1394 and encodes 426 amino acids. The transcript has 5 exons.
UAAACAUUAUGCCACGGUAUGUUGUUCCAAUUGUUCAAGCAGAAGUUCGCCCUUUUUGCGCGGAUUCAAGCAACCAGCAUUAAUAGCAACAGUUUGCGGCCGUUUAGCAAGUCAUGAAUAUGGCACGCAAACUUGAUGUAAUUAUUUUCGGUGCCAGCGGAUUUACUGGAAAGUAUGCCGUGCUGGAGAGUAUCAAACUGUUGGCCGAUAUGAAAUGGGGCAUAGCCGGACGGAGCCAAAACAAGAUGCAGGACAUACUGAAGGAAAUAGGCGAAAAGGCAAAAACAGACCUAUCGCACGUACCGAUUGUGCUGGCCGAUGUGAACAAUCAGGACUCGCUGCACAGCAUGGCCCGAGACUGUCGAGUAAUUGUCAACUGCUGUGGCCCAUACCGGUUGUACGGUGAACCGGUCCUGAAGGCAUGCCUUGCUGAGCGUACACAUCAUGUCGAUGUGAGCGGCGAACCACAAUUUCUUGAAGGAAUGCAGCUAAAAUAUCACGAAGCGGCAAAGGAGAAGGGCAUCUACCUCAUAUCUGCUUGUGGCUUCGAUAGCAUUCCGGCCGAUAUGGGUACGGUGUUUCUGGAGCAACAGUUCGAUGGUGUCGUUAAUUCGGUGGAAAGUUACAUCGUUUCCAAGCAGAAGGGACGGCGCGAGCUGGGUGCUAUCCAUUAUGGUACGUGGGCAUCGGCGGUACAUGCCAUUGCUAACAUGCACGAGGUGGGAGAAAUUCGCCGCAAACUGUUUGCAAAGAAAAUGCCCGAUGUGAAACCAAAGCUUCCGGAGCGGCCUGUACUGCAUCGGUCGGAAAAUGGGAAUAAAUGGUCACUACCAUUCCAAGGAGCUGAUCGGUCGUGUGUUGCCCGUACGCAGCGGUUUUUCUACGAGACGGAAAACAAACGUCCGCUUCAGAUGAGGGCGUACAUUUCGUUCGGAGGGCUCGCAGAAGCGUUGGCCGUAUCGUUUGUGGGAGCUAUCUUUUGGAUGAUGGUGAAGACCAACUUCGGUAGACAGAUGUUGCUCAAUCAUCCAAAAUUGUUUUCCUUUGGAAUGGUUUCUCACGAGGGUCCCAGCGACGAAGCGAUGAACAAUACCCAGUUUGCGCUUUAUUUCGAGGGUAGAGGAUGGGAGGAAAAGCUUGCCAGUCCCGAGGAUAAGUAUACCACACCUCCGAAUAAGGUGAUUCGUACCAAGGUUGCCGGAACCAAUCCCGGAUAUGGGGCGACAUGUGUUGCGUUAGUACUUUGCGCUCGCACAAUCCUACAGGAAGAAGACAAAAUGCCUGGAAGUGGCGGUUUCCUGACCCCAGGCGCAGCAUUCGCGAAGACGAAUUUGAUCACCGAGCUAUGCAAGAAUGGGUUCUUGUUUGAAGUACUAUCGACGGCAAAAUUGUAAAAAUGAUAAUACCAGGUAUAUGGGCUAGUUGUGCAAUGUAAACUUUUAAAAAGUGACAACAUUUUACCUCACUGGGUGGGUUUUUUCAUGGUUAGAAAUAAAGAAUUGUGGUUUGGUGGAAAAAGGAGAA